Molecule: messenger RNA, 408 nt
Organism: Cylicostephanus goldi
Lineage: Eukaryota; Metazoa; Nematoda; Chromadorea; Rhabditida; Strongylidae
Source: the annotation of a GenBank genome assembly
AUGUCAUGCAAGCUUUGUGCUGAAAUUCUAAGUUAUACACCACUGUUCUUUAUGUUAUUCUCGUUCGCGAUUUGUGCUUUGCUCUGCACUAAUGAACCUCCUGAAGCAACGCCAUCAAAUGAAAAGAUUGAAAAGAGCGAUGAAGACUUCGAAGAAACUUCCCCUUCACGAACGAAUAUCAGAUUAAGCGAAGCCAGUGCAGAAGAGUGCACGAGUUUUGGUGCACAAACCAAAUCGAGUGAAAAUCAGUUGCUGAGUAAAGCCUUGACUGAUCGUGAUAAGAUCUUGGUAAAUUAUCAUAAAACUGAUUUGCUUCUCUGCGCUUUCCACGUUCCAGUAUUUGCUAGUUUUGGAUUUUAUGAGUUUACAGAUGCUGUUGGACACAAACAAUCUAUGAGGAACGAGUAG